GGAGAGGCGGUGCCCGGCCGCGCGCACCAGUCACGGCUGCGCGCCGCCACCCCCACAGCGGGCGGCGGUUAGUGCGCUAGGCCAGCUGCCGGCGUGGGACCGAGGAGGGCGGGAAGGCGCUUAACUGAAGGCUGGCACGGUUUCCUAGAUUUAAAGAAAGGCUGAGUUAGAGUACCCUUCCAAAAUGGCUGCUAUUAAGGAAGAGAGAGAUGUGGAAGACUACAAGAGGAAGGGAAGACGAUCUUCACAGCAGAAAUACCGUAGACUGAAUAAGGGCCAUGAGCCAAAGGAGCCAGAGCAGUUGAGGAAGCUGUUCAUUGGAGGUCUGAGCUUUGAAACAACAGAUGAUAGCUUGAGAGAGCACUUUGAGAAAUGGGGCACACUCACGGACUGUGUGGUGAUGAGAGACCCACAAACAAAGCGUUCCAGAGGCUUCGGCUUUGUGACUUACUCUUGUGUGGAGGAGGUGGAUGCUGCCAUGAGUGCUCGACCACAUAAGGUUGAUGGACGCGUGGUUGAACCAAAGAGAGCAGUUUCGAGGGAGGAUUCUGUAAAGCCUGGGGCACAUCUGACAGUAAAGAAAAUAUUUGUUGGUGGAAUUAAAGAAGAUACAGAAGAAUAUAAUUUAAGGGAGUACUUUGAAAAAUAUGGCAAGAUUGAAACCAUAGAAGUCAUGGAAGACAGGCAAAGUGGAAAGAAGAGAGGCUUCGCUUUUGUAACUUUUGAUGAUCACGAUACAGUUGAUAAAAUUGUUGUUCAGAAAUACCAUACUAUAAAUGGACAUAACUGUGAAGUGAAAAAAGCACUCUCGAAACAAGAAAUGCAGACUGCUAGCUCUCAGAGAGUAAAAUAUUUUGUAGGUCGUGGGGGUGGCUCAGGCAACUUCAUGGGUCGUGGAAACUUUGGAGGUGGUGGAGGAAACUUCGGCCGAGGAGGAAACUUUGGUGGAAGAGGAAAACAUUCUCAUCUGUUUUGUGUUCCAGGAGGCUAUGGGGGUGGUGGUGGCGGUGGUGGGAGCAGAGGAAGCUUUGGGGGUGGUGACGGAUACAAUGGAUUUGGUGAUGGUGGCAACUAUGGAGGUGGUCCUGGCUAUGGCAGCAGAGGAGGUUAUGGUGGUGGUGGAGGACCAGGGUAUGGAAACCCAGGUGGUGGAUAUGGAGGUGGAGGAGGAGGAUAUGAUGGCUACAAUGAAGGAGGAAAUUUCGGUGGUGGUAAUUAUGGUGGAAGUGGAAACUACAAUGAUUUUGGCAAUUACAGUGGACAACAGCAGUCUAACUAUGGUCCCAUGAAAGGUGGUGGCAGCUUUGGUGGCAGAAGUUCAGGCAGUCCCUAUGGUGGUGGUUAUGGAUCUGGAAGUGGAAGUGGGGGCUAUGGUGGUAGAAGAUUCUAAAAAUGCUACCAGAAAAAGGGUUGAAUGAGAAGCUGCUGCUUGACAAAAUGGGGAAUGUCUUGCACAUCCUCUUCAGUUGAAGGUUUCUGACUGGGUAAGAUUUGUAGUGUAUAGUAAAACACUUGUUUAACCCUUAUUCCCUUCCAGGCUUUCCUUUGCCAGCCUUUUAGUAUCAAGGAAAGCCUUAAGUAUAAAGGAGCGAGUAUUGCAGCGUGUGUCGUCCCGUGUUUCCUGCUGUGGAUGAAGGGUGCUUGCUGGCGUAAUUGCUAUUCAAGAGUCUUCUGUUCCUGGCAGGUACAAAAUCGCUGCGUCUGACACCAACAAGACAGAGAUGCUAAAUGUUUUUGAAAUACAUGCUCUAGUUACUGUGGGGGUUUUGAGAAAUCGGUCGUUACCUUGUAAUAGAAAGAGAAGCCUUAAAGAAGCCCAGAAAGGCACGGACGCUGGAGUGGUUCGUCGCAGUUCUCAGCAGCGUGUGAUCUUGUACGGGCGCUUUGCGUUGGGUACAGAGUGAUUUCCCUCCUAGGGAGGGAAUCUUGGCUUACCGGGGGGUGGGGGUUGGUAUUUCCCCGUACAAAUCACAGGGCUCCCUUUCAGGUUUUGGUGCUUUCAGGCAGGGUGGUUUAGUGGAGGCUGAUGCUGUCACACGAUACCCAGCGGAAAGCACGACUAUUUUUACAGAUGAAUGGCGAUAAAAGAACUGUUCAGGGGAUCUGGUUUUAUGCAUGUUGGUUCUUAACUCUUGGAACACCUAUUUCCUUUUCUGCAUCAUUGAUUAUUACAGGUCUAGGAUAUUUUUAACUCCUAUAUGGCAGUGUAGUACCUAUUUAAACUUGCCAAUACGUUUUUGAGUCUGCAUUAUUUUUGUGCAGUCAGUCUCUAUUUUAGUGUUGGUUAUGCUUCAGUUGCUCAGAAAACAAGAGUCAAACGGAACCUGUGCCUUUCAGUUUAACCUGGGGCUUAGGCAUGUUCACAGACUGAUUCAAUAUUUAAACUUUUUACCUGCUGUCUGUAAACAUCCAGAAAGCAAAUUCUUGACCCUGUAAUGUACAAUUAAAAGUUAACUUGGAAGUAACUUACUGCAGUAAUGUUGAGAUUUUCAUUGUUGACAAGUUGUUAAGUGUUUUUGCUUAGACAGGGUUGAGCCAAAAUUUGAAACUGCUGCAAUGAGGUAACAGUCUCUCCUCAGCGUAGUAUCCAGACAGCUUGUUGGCUGAGGUGAGGAGCUUUGCUUUCUUACGCCUGGAAGUGGAAAACCUUUGCUUUUCCUCUGCUAGGCAGAGUUGCCUUGUGAACUCCCAUGGGCAUCUUAUGUAGCAACAGGUAAUGGGGAAAAGCAUUCGUGCUGCUCAUGCUUAUUCAGUUGAGGGCAAAUGCUUUUUGUACUGGGAGGGUGGGGGGGGGGGGUUUUUACAAGUUUUUAACAGUAAAAUUUUGAAAAAUAUUUUAAGAAAAGUCAGUUUAACAAAAAGUGGUUUGCGUCCCGUUACUAGACCUGUGUACGGAGCAAAGCUCUACCUUUCUUCCACAUGAGGGGAUUCUCCAGUGCUGCAGACCUGUUCUCUGCUCAGUGAAUAUCUGUUAUUGGUCUGUAACGCUUUAGAAUAACUUGCUUAAUUUCAAUUACUUAUACCCCAAUUUGUUCAGAAAUAAACCUUGACAAAGAUAAACACGUCCUUAAGGAGUACUUGGUCCAGUGUGUCCUUGUCCAAGAGGCACUUCCAAGAGUUAAGAAUACCGUGUGACAGCUAGGUUUUCCGGUAGCGGCUGCUAUUAAAAAUAGCGGCUGGAGAUGGAGAAGUAAAGAUGUAAAGUUAACGAAGCAUUGGUCCCCAAGCUGCAGUUCUACAGAAGUUUAUUUGAUACCUAAACCCAUGUGUUAAUCUUAAAAGCAAAUGGUACUUCCAGUUAGUAAAAACAUGUUUCCCCAAAAGGGGCCCAGGUUGGUGCAGAUGUGAUGUUUUGUUAUUAUUAGGACAUGGAAAUUAAAAUGCAGCAUCUUAAUUUUUAUGUCUUUUAAAUGUUGUAAGGUGGGAAGGGGAAUGCUUCUUUCUAGUCCUUCAAGCAUUGAUUGUGUGAUGUACUGACUUGCUGUCUUUGGUUCCUGUGUUUAAGACAUUAACGUGUUUUCAUAUACUGUCUACACUGCAGUGGAAUAUUCGCUUACAUAUUGGUUUGUGGUCUCUGACAAGUGUGUGUACCUUAAAUUGUGUGGAGCGUGAAAGAACUUGAGUGUCACUAAAAUUCAGAUAUCUGAUGGGUGAUUCUUUUUCUGCUGUGGGUGCUACAGGUUGACAUCUCUAUCUAAGAUUAGCUUUUUCCUGAACUAAAGUAAUGCGAGUAUCUCCGUAGAAGAAAAAAUGGCCUUCAUAUAGAAGAUAAUAUCGCAAGAUUGGAAACAGAAUAAUAUGUUGUAAUAACUGGCAAAGACUUCAAGAGCAAUGGUGCCAGUGUGCUGAAAUCUUAGAACUUGUGGUUAAACAAGUUUAAAAAUAGCAUGGAAAUUAAAAAUUUCAGUAUAGUCCAUAAUGGAUUGAAAUUUGUUAAAAUAUUUUAAUUUUGUAUCAGAAUAAAGUGUAUAUUGUCAAGUGACUUACAAUCUAAAAUGCGUUGCCAUCACCUUUUUUUAGUGCUGUGUGCUGUGAACACAGAGUGGUCUUAAAUUACUGCAACACGCUGAGUUACAGGAUCAUCUUUCCAAGUUGGGACUGCAAGCCAGAAAACCUUGGUUCAGCCCUGCUCCUCAGCUUCACUUUUAAUAGUUUUAACACUGAAUGUUUUGAUCAAGAAAUAAAUGGUCUCCACGUGGAGACUUGGUGGUGUAUGAGGUCAGCAUUGUGAUGCAUUAGACUUGGCAAUGUCACUAGUCACUCUCAGGUCUGGGAACAUACUCUGUACCUCCGUAAUAAUAAAAUGAAAGCUAUA
Falco peregrinus (peregrine falcon) is the source of this 4315-nucleotide messenger RNA. RefSeq names its product heterogeneous nuclear ribonucleoprotein A3 (gene HNRNPA3). The transcript is spliced from 13 exons. Lineage: Eukaryota; Metazoa; Chordata; Aves; Falconiformes; Falconidae. Bases 185 to 1390 code for a protein of 401 amino acids. The record is from RefSeq and is a predicted model, not a curated record. Gene Ontology annotation, molecular function: RNA binding.